AUGGCUGUGGCCCUGGAGUCCCAGGCCCACGUGUCUCCCCAACCGGAGCUUGAAGAACUCCUGAUUGUGAAACUGGGGGAGGACGCGUGGAGAUCUGAACCCAGACCUCGGGAGAAGGACCAUGGCCCUGUCCCUGGCCCCGAGGCCUCCCGCCAGCGCUUCAGGCAGUUCCGGUACAGGGAUGCCUCAGGACCGCACGAGGUCUUCAGCCAGCUCUGGGCGCUCUGCUGUCGCUGGCUGAGGCCAGAGAUCCGCCUCAAAGAGCAGAUCCUGGAGCUGCUGGUGCUGGAGCAGUUCCUGACUAUCUUACCCAGGGAGGUCCAGGCCUGGGUGCAGGCGCGCCACCCUGAGAGCGGCGAGGAGGCGGUGGCCCUGGUGGAGGAUUGGCACCGAGAGGCCCGGGCUGCAGGGCAUCGGGAACUGGGAUUGUGUGAAGAGACCCACCCCUUGAAGGCGAUGCGGGAAUCUCGGUGCUUUCAGCAGCAGUCAGCACAGCACUGGCCCGAGAGACCGCCCCAGAGGCAGUGGAUGAGGAAUCCGUGCCCUGCCCUUCCCAAGCAUCUCGACUCCAAGAUGGCGCCCCAUCUCGACUCCAAGAUGGCGCCCCAGGCCUUGGAAGAGAGUGCUGUCCUCACUCCCCGAGUCCUUACUCUCCCAAAGAUGGGGAGCGUUGGAGAUUGGGAGGUGACAGCUGAGUCCCAGGAAGCCCAGAGCCCUGGAAGAUGUGCCAAGAAGGAGUUUCGCAAGGAGCCCCCAGGAGACAACUGUGGGAACGGAAUGUCCCAGGGCGUUCUAGUUUCAAAACCAGAUAUCAUCUCCCAACGAGAGCAAGAGCCAGAAUUCUGGGGUCCGAGUCGUAUAAAUUCCGGAAAAAGGCACACUGCAGAUUACAGCCUGGAUAAUGAGCAGAUAAAAGCAGCCCCAGCUCCGGUCUGGAGGGACUCUAAGGCCUGGGAGGAACAGUACCAAUGGGACGUGGAGGACAUGAAGGUGUCAGGCGUGCAUUGGGGCUAUGAAGAGACCAAGACGUUCCUGGCCAUUUUGAGUGAGUCUCCUUUCUCUGAAAAGCUCCGGACUUGUCACCAGAACCGACAGGUGUACCGGGCCAUCGCAGAGCGGCUGAGGGCACGAGGCUUCCUGCGGACACUGGAGCAGUGUCGCUACAGGGUCAAAAACCUCCUCCGGAACUACCGGAAAGCCAAGAGCAGCCACCCACCGGGGACCUGCCCCUUCUAUGAGGAGCUGGAGGCCCUGGUGAGGGCUCGGACGACCAUCAGAGCCACAGACGGCCCAGGAGUGGCUGUGGCACUCCCCAGGCUGGGGGACAGUGAUGCAGAGAUGGAAGAACAAGAGGAUGGGAACUGGGAGCAAGAGGAAACGGCAGAAGACUGUAAUGGUGAUGACCUGGCCACUGGCGAGUCCGUCCAGGGGCCCAGGAUUUCAAGGGGUCCAGCUCUAUUCCAAAGUCGUGUUGCAGGCGUGCACUGGGGCUACGAGGAGACCAAGGCCUUCCUGACCAUCCUCAGUGAGUCCCCAUUCUCUGAAAAGCUUCGCACCUGUCACCAGAACAGUCAGGUGUACCGGGCCAUCGCAGAGCGGCUGUGUGCACAGGGCUUCCUGCGGACACUGGAGCAGUGUCGCUACAGAUUCAAAAACCUCCUUCGAAGCUACCGGAAAGCCAAGAGCAGCCACCCACCAGGGACAUGCCCCUUCUAUGAGGAGCUGGACUCACUGGUGAGGGCGCGGACUGCAGUCAGAGCCAUGGGGAACAUCAGAGAGGUAGCAGGUCUUCCUACGUCUGGGUGGAGCAGUACAGAAGCUGACGACCAGGAGGCCUGGGAUGAGAUGGCAGAUGAAAAUGUCAUCAAACCUCCAACCCCAUGUCCUAAAACCCCACACACUGGUUUUGAGAUGAGUCAUGAGGAUGAAGGCCAGAGUUCAGAGCAGGAUAUUUUUGAAGACUUGCCUGGAGUGUUAUCAAAAUGUCCUCCAGAAGUUGUUUGCCACCCUAAUGAUUGGGAGGAAGACAGCGAACAUGAAAAUGAAGAUGAAGAGCAGGCAGGAAAUCCACCACAGGAACGGUGGGAUGAAUGUUCUUCUGAAGAGGACGUGGAAAAACUUAUUGACCAUCAAGGUCUGUACCUUGCAGAGAAACCCUACAACUAUGACACAUAUGUGAAAAGCUUCAGUCGGACCUCCCACUUCAUUGCUCACCAGCGGACACACACAGGUGAGAAGCCCUACAAAUGCCUCAAAUGUGGGAAAAGCUUUAGUGACCGUUCCAACCUCAAUACCCACCAGAGAAUUCACACUGGAGAGAAGCCCUACAAAUGCCUUGAAUGUGGGAAAAGCUUUAGUGAUCACUCUAAUCUUGUCACCCAUCAGAGAAUUCACAUAGGGGUAAAGCCCUAUAAAUGUGGGGCAUGUUGGAAAAGCUUCAACCAGAGCUCAAACCUUUUGAAACAUCAGAGGAUCCACUUGGGAGGAAAUCCUGACUAUUGUAAUAAGCCUGGGGAAAACUUUGACCAAAGCCCAUCCUUUAGUGCUCACUGGAGGAACUUGACAGAGGAGACAACUCCUGAACAACCUAAAAGAGCCAGUAAGAACUUGGGUUCUCCUGGACCAUACAGCACCAACUCAGAGGAGAAAUUUUAUCCAUGUUCUGAGUGUGGAAGAACCUUCUCCAAGAGCUCUGCCCUCAUUAGUCACCAAAGAAUCCAUACAGGAGAGAAACCAUAUGAAUGUGCUGACUGUGGGAAAAGCUUCAGUAAGAGCUCCACCUUGGCUAACCACCAGAGAACCCACACUGGGGAGAAGCCAUAUAAGUGCAUAGAUUGUGGGAAGUGCUUCAGUGAACGUUCUAAGCUCAUCACACACCAGAGAGUGCACACAGGAGAGAAGCCCUACAAAUGCCUCGAAUGUGGAAAAUUCUUCCGUGACCGUUCUAAUCUGAUCACUCACCAGAGGAUUCACACGGGAGAGAAGCCUUAUAAGUGCAGAGAGUGUGGGAAAUGCUUUAACCAGAGCUCCAGUCUCAUUAUUCACCAGAGAAUCCACACUGGAGAAAAACCCUACAAGUGCUUGGAGUGUGGCAAAGACUUCAACAACAGCUCUCACUUCAGUGCCCACCGGAGAACCCAUGCAGGAGGGAAAGCGUCAUAG
Pipistrellus nathusii (Nathusius's pipistrelle) is the source of this 3162-nucleotide messenger RNA. Lineage: Eukaryota; Metazoa; Chordata; Mammalia; Chiroptera; Vespertilionidae. The record is from the annotation of a GenBank genome assembly.